This is a messenger RNA of Mandrillus leucophaeus (drill), 1849 nucleotides long. RefSeq names its product cystathionine gamma-lyase (gene CTH). The transcript has 12 exons. Gene Ontology annotation, biological process: transsulfuration. Gene Ontology annotation, cellular component: cytoplasm. The record is from RefSeq and is a predicted model, not a curated record. Gene Ontology annotation, molecular function: cystathionine gamma-lyase activity; pyridoxal phosphate binding. Bases 188 to 1405 code for a protein of 405 amino acids. Lineage: Eukaryota; Metazoa; Chordata; Mammalia; Primates; Cercopithecidae.
GUGGUCGUGAGAUUUUAUCUGCCGGCCGGCUAAUAAAAUCCACCCCACAAUCGCCGUGUCCCGCUUUAGUGCUUCGCUGUCGCCUCUUCCUGCGUGCUUUAGCUCCUUCUUGGCCGAUCCUUCUGUCUCUCCCUACCCCGGACACCCGGCUUCCCGGUUCUUUUCCUCUCUCCUUUCGCGGUUCAGCAUGCAGGAAAAAGACGCCUCCUCACAAGGUUUCCUGCCUCACUUCCAGCAUUUCGCCACGCAGGCCAUCCAUGUGGGCCAGGAACCAGAGCAAUGGACCUCCAGGGCUGUGGUGCCCCUCAUCUCACUGUCCACCACGUUCAAGCAAGCGGCGCCCGGCCAGCACUCGGGUUUUGAAUACAGCCGUUCUGGAAAUCCCACUAGGAAUUGCCUUGAAAAAGCAGUGGCAGCACUGGAUGGGGCUAAGUACUGUUUGGCCUUUGCUUCAGGUUUAGCAGCCACUGUAACUAUUACCCACCUUUUAAAAGCAGGAGACCAAAUUAUUUGUACGGAUGAUGUGUAUGGAGGUACAAACAGGUACUUCAGGCAGGUGGCAUCUGAAUUUGGAUUAAAGAUUUCUUUUGUUGAUUGUUCCAAAAUCAAAUUACUAGAGGCAGCGAUUACACCAGAAACCAAGCUUGUUUGGAUUGAAACCCCCACGAACCCCAUCCUGAAGAUGAUUGACAUUGAAGCCUGCGCACAUAUUGUCCAUAAGCGUGGAGACAUUAUUUUGGUCGUGGAUAACACCUUUAUGUCGCCGUAUUUCCAGCGCCCUUUGGCUCUGGGAGCUGAUAUUUGUAUGUGUUCUGCAACAAAAUACAUGAAUGGCCACAGUGAUGUUGUAAUGGGCCUGGUGUCUGUUAAUUGUGAAAGACUUCAUAAUAGACUUCGUUUCUUGCAAAAUGCUCUUGGAGCAGUUCCAUCUCCUCUUGAUUGUUACCUCUGCAAUCGAGGUCUGAAGACUCUACAUGUCCGAAUGGAAAAGCAUUUCAAAAAUGGAAUGGCAGUUGCUCAGUUCUUGGAAUCUAAUCCUGGGGUAGAAAAGGUUAUUUAUCCUGGGCUGCCCUCUUAUCCACAGCAUGAGUUGGCGAAGCGUCAGUGUACAGGUUGUACAGGGAUGAUCACCUUUUAUAUUAAGGGCACUCUUCAGCAUGCUGAAAUUUUCCUCAAGAACCUAAAGCUAUUUACUCUGGCUGAGAGUUUGGGAGGAUUCGAAAGUCUUGUUGAGCUUCCGGCAAUCAUGACUCAUGCAUCAGUUCCUAAGAAUGACAGAGAUGUCCUUGGAAUUAGUGACACACUGAUUCGACUCUCUGUGGGCUUAGAGGACGAGAAAGACCUACUGGAAGAUCUAGAUCAAGCUUUGAAGGCAGCACACCCUCCAAGUGGAAGUCACAACUAGUAUUCCAGAGCUGCUAUUAGAAGCUGCUUCCUGUGAAGAUCAAAUCUUCCUGAGUAAUUAAACGGACCAACAAUGAGCCUUUGCAAAUUUUUCAAGUGGAAAUUUUAAGGCACCUCAUUAUCUUUCAUAACUGUAAUCUUCUUAGGGAUCAUCUCUGUUAAAAAGUUUUCUGUAUGUCAUAUUAUAAUUACAGGUCAAUUCUGUUAAUAUCUUUUUGUUAAUUUUGCUUUAUGUUUGCCUCUGAAGGAGGUGAGAUUUUUGCUGCUUUGGGGGAUCAUGUUCUUUUUUCAUGUCUAAGAUUUAUUUUGAUCAUGUUUACAAUAUAAUGGUCAUUCAUUUUUUAUGUUUUGUGAAGAAUUUAAAUUUAAACGAAUGUUCUUAAAUCAAGUGUGAUUUUUUUUGCAUAUCAUUGAAAAGAACAUUAAAAGCAAUGGUUUACACUUA